UUUUAAUGAUUCUCCGUGAAGCAAAUUUUUCCGGGAAAAUCUGAGAUGGAAGGAAACGAAUUUCCCUGAUUAAUUUAUGUGUUCUCUCGCAUGCAACAGCAUUGUGAUUUCUCUCUUCUGUUUUGAAUUUCGACUGGAUUUACCGUUUAAUUGAACAAAAACCUUGUUCGAAUUCCGAUGACUUCGAUGAAUCAUAUAAUUUGUCUUAGCUCAGACGAGGAGGAUGAUAAAAUAGAAGACUACAGUGGUUGGUUAGAAGAAGUUCUGGAAAAUUCCACUGAGAAACAUAACAGCACAGCACAUCGGAAAUCAAAUCCGUCGAAUCCAGAGGAAGACGGCGACGACGAUUGUGUGGUCUUAGAUUGUGAUCCUUACAAGACGACGGAGAAGAAGGAGACUAAAUUAGACACUUGCGAAGCCGAUGAGGAAAUCCUUGUAGUAGGGGAAAAGGGUGAGAUAGCUUGUAGAGACUUCCCACAUCCGCGACAUGCCUGCGCUAAGUACCCAUUCAAGUCCACAUCACACGAGAAGUACUGUGACAUGUGUCACUGUUAUGUUUGUGAUAUCCGAGCUCCUUGUCCAAACUGGUGCAUCGGUAUCCCCAGCAAUAGCAUUGAUCACUGUCAUGCCAAUGAUAAAGAAGAGAUAUGGAAGAACUAUCGUGCAUGCCUCAGGACUGGAGUGAUACCUCCUCGACUUGCUUCGACCAUGGCCCAAUUGCAACAGCUUUCACAGACUCAAUCUAUUCAAUCACCCCAAAACUCUCUGUAUUCCCCUGUAAACCAGUUUGGGAUCCGGGCUUGCUCGGCAUCUACUAUGGUUGUGACUCGCCCAACCACAUACAUCAGACCCGGUUAUGGAACCGAGCAAUCAACAACCUUACCGCAAUAUCCCGGUUUACAACCUCGUGGUGCUCAGUUGUUCCAGAAUCAGAGAGAUGGUUACUCAAGUCCUCAUGUAAUCUCUUCCAAUCGAUUCACAUGGGAUCAAAGACCAAGUAGAGUCGCUAGUCUCCCGGAAAUGGGUAUACAGAACGUUCUUCAAGGCUCACGAUAUCCACGUUACGCUCCUCCUCACGCUGCUUUACAAGCCAAUUCACCGCAGAUGUUUAGUGGUUAUAUCUCAACUGUGCCAGAAUCUCACAGCAAAUCGUCCGGUAGAAAAUCUAGCCGGACUAGGUAUUAUGCUAAGGUGCAGACAAGUGCAGUGCCGCCUGCGACUCGUAAUCCUCCGGUGAACCAGCAGCAACAACAACAACAACAAUCAGGAAGAAGUAACGCUAAAGUACUGUCGGAGAUUGAAGAUUGGCUCAUGGACAAUUCUACCCCGACCGGAUAGAACUCUGGCUUAAUUGUAGAAUUAGUCUGUACAGAGUAGUAUUAGCCAAAAGCUUUUGGUUUAGGAGGCUGAAACAUUUCGAUAUCAGUCUAUGUUUUUUUAACUGAUUUUGAGCUUUUUUCUAUUUCUAAGUUCAAAUCCGUUUUUUUGUGGCCCAAAUGGAUGAAAAAAAAAAGUAUUGUUCUGAAUUGUA
Molecule: messenger RNA, 1531 nt
Organism: Eutrema salsugineum
Lineage: Eukaryota; Viridiplantae; Streptophyta; Magnoliopsida; Brassicales; Brassicaceae
Exons: 3
Coding region: 178-1338 (386 amino acids)
Source: RefSeq, a predicted model, not a curated record